Messenger RNA from Rotaria socialis, 1062 nucleotides. Lineage: Eukaryota; Metazoa; Rotifera; Eurotatoria; Philodinida; Philodinidae. The record is from the annotation of a GenBank genome assembly.
AUGCCGAAAGUCAAAUUCUUGCUGAUUAUUCGAAAUAUAAAGAAGAAUCAAAUAACGAUAAACAAAUUCGCACGAUUUUUUGCUGAAUUAUUUGCUGGUUAUCGCUCAUACUUAUUAACUACACGUAUUAAUCUCAAGCCAAUGAUUUCAUUUCAUAAAGUAAAAAUUCUUUUUAUUUCUCAAAAAAACCAACGUUUUACCUUUUAUUCAGGCAAGUUUUUCGGUCAUCAUCAAUUAGUCAGACAAGAAUUUAUGUUACGCAUACUUAAUUCAAUGUCGUUUCAUAAAUUCAUCGAAGAACGUGGUCCACCGUUUCGUCCGGGUGAUGUUUUCUAUGAUGUUUAUGCAAUCGUCUACGAUCAGUUACAACGUCAACAUGAUCCAACAACAAGUGGCGCUGUCUUCUAUUCAAUUAAAAGUCAUGAAGAUGCUCGAAUUGCAUUAUGUAAUGAAUUAACGUCAUAUAAAAAACACAAUAAACCACGAUUAAAUAAUCAACAAUUUGAAACGAUUGCCAAUUUGCUGAAUUCUGCUCUUGAAGCGACAUCAUCUAUUGAUGAACAUGGUAUUACUUACAUGAUGCUUGCGUUAGCAACCACAUUUCAUCGGAAAUUAAGUGAAGAAGCAACACAGUUUAUUUAUACCGAAAUUCAACGUCAUGCUGUUUGGACGAAUAUGCAAUUUUGGGAAAUGUCGUUUUAUUCUGAUGUACAACUUCAAACACGAAAUUUAUAUUUAUCCCAUGAAGAUUCUAAUCAAAAAAAUUUCAGUGACACUUCGAUUGUAACGGAUUCUUCAUCCACAGAUACAGUUACACAACAAGGAUCGACAUCGAAUGAAAAUUCUUCUCAUUAUAAUGGAACAACAGUCCUUCACGAAAAAACAGCUUUAGAAAUACUCGCCGAACAAAUGCGUCUUUAUACACAGAAGACAUCUGAAGAACAACGUUCAAUUGAAGAUCUUGAAAAGCAAACACUUUAUGCAUUAGCUAUUCAUUAUAUACAAUUAAUGGUUUAUAUGAAACUUCCAUUAGAUAUAUCAUUUUCGACAAUCAAUAUAUAA